AUGGAGUAUGUCACCCGAGGGGUCUGUGGCCAGGAGGGAUGUCGUGAGCGACGAUACUAUCUCGACAACGGCCUCUGGUUCUGCCGGCGCGGCCACUUGCAAGAGGGCCGACAAAUCGAAGAAGAUCCGGAUGAUUUCGGCACCCAGGGUAAAAAGCACCGGGUGAAGAAGGACAAGGAAGAGAGAUCACAAAAGACAUAUCGUGGUCGCAAGGCGCAUACUGUUUUCUUGCAAGCUUACCAGCUCAUUCUUUGGAAACAAUGUCACGCCUUGAUUCAUGAUCAUGGUUUCCCAGAGCAAUUCGAGGCGGUUUUGCGUGACCUCUGGGCCUUGAGGCUGCAGGACUUUACACUGAGAAUCAACGCAACGACGGACGACGAGGAAGACGAUGAUAGAGAACUGUUUAGCUCUCAGCCCGAGACUGAUAGCUCGGAUGACUUGGGCUUCAAGUCAAGGGGAGGCCGUUAUCUGGAGUGGCCGCGUUUGCUAGACUCUGUGGGCCUUUGUUAUCUGGCGGCUAUACUGAUGCGACUGCCUGUCUGUGUCAGCGACUUUCAUCGCUUGAUCAUACGCCAAGACAUUCCCUAUAUCAGGGUUGCAAAGUCUAUUCCUCACGAGAUGAGAGAUAAACUUCCUCCUGAACUGGUUGCGAGACUCGACGUUCUUCAACUUCCCAAACUAGAAACACUUCAUCGCGCUUUUGUGGAUCUCGUUCUGCAAUACCAGCAGCGAUUUGAGAUCGCUCUUCCGCCAAUCAAUUCAAAUAUCAUCUUAUACCGGCAUAUCAAAAGACUUGCGAUUCCAAUUGAUGUUUAUGAGACUGUCAGGUUCCUGAAAGGUCUUCUUGGUUUCAACUAUGCAUUUGAUGCAACAGCCAAACAAAAGCGCAUUAUCAACCAACCUGAAGUCCAGCUCAUGGCGCUUAUUGUUGUUGCUACCAAAUUACUCUUCCCUUUUGAUGACCUAGAAAGGCAUCCUGCCACGGCCAAAGAACCUGCUACUCAAGCUAUAAAUUGGUCCUUGUGGGCGCGAGCCCAAACCCACUUUAAUCGCCGUGAGAGCGCCAGUGGGAAGAUUGGCAAAGAGCAGGUCAUUCAGCUCACUGAUAAAGACGUUCUUAACAUGGCUCCCAGUCAACUCGACGAGUACAUGGACUGGUAUGAAAGCAACUGGAUCGAUAGCUUCCGCCUCGUGAAUCCUGUUGCAGACAUGUUCGCAACUAAUCGGACGACUGAGACGCCCGCUCCGCCACAAGCCCCACCGCCUUCAACCCUGGCGACAGCUGCCGAUCCGGAAGAGGCCUUGAACUCUUUGGUACAUACGGUCAUGCAGGAGUUGCAGACAAAUGAAGUCAAUCCAGAUCCGGAGGAAGACGACCGUCGCCCAGGCUCGUGGUACUGGCGAUAUCGAUGGGAAUCGCAACUCACCGACACGGCCAGAUCCUUUUACGAACUGGCGGCUCAGCUUGCAGCUGUCUCCUUACAGACCCUUAUCCAUGCCGUUACGGUCACUGAAUAUAGGAUUGCGAAAACCAUUGAAGACAAGCGGCGAGCAGAGUACUUUAGCCAAGUGAUGGAUCUAGAUAUGGAGGGCGAUGCAGAUGAAGACAGUAUCGACGGGAUGGACGAGUUAGAUGAGCAGCUAACUGAAUUAGACGUUGGAGGGGGUCCAUGA
Messenger RNA from Penicillium daleae, 1674 nucleotides. RefSeq names its product TFIIB-type zinc finger domain-containing protein. Gene Ontology annotation, biological process: RNA polymerase I preinitiation complex assembly; nucleolar large rRNA transcription by RNA polymerase I. Gene Ontology annotation, cellular component: RNA polymerase transcription factor SL1 complex; RNA polymerase I core factor complex. The record is from RefSeq and is a predicted model, not a curated record. Lineage: Eukaryota; Fungi; Ascomycota; Eurotiomycetes; Eurotiales; Aspergillaceae. The transcript is spliced from 7 exons. Gene Ontology annotation, molecular function: RNA polymerase I core promoter sequence-specific DNA binding. Bases 1 to 1674 code for a protein of 557 amino acids.